AUGCCCGCCCCAUCUCUCCGCUCGCUCGCGAUCCGCUCCUGCAUCCGCCAUCUCCCCGACAUCACCUCCGUCGGCGAGAUCCCUUACUCGGUCCUUCGACCUGUUCUCCGCCGGAUCGAGAACCCAUCGCACCUUCGCACUAUCGAGGUCAGUAGUCCGCAUGUCGCUGACGCGGACGAGGAGUUAUGGAAAGCGUUCAUUGCUCGCGAUAUACCAGGCUGGGAGAAGAAGUUGGCGGAACUGGGCACGCCGAGGAAUGCGCGGAGUUGGUGGAAGGUCUACAGACGGUUGGUGAGAGAGGAGAAGGAGGCGAGGGAGAAGCAGGAGGAGAGGUUGAGAGAGGCGAUGUCUGGCCUGACUAAACAGCGCGAGGAUGCGAAUGUGAGUUUUGUGGGGAAGGUGGUGCCGAUGAAGGAGAAGGGACGCGCGUUUGUGGAUGGUGUGCGUAACCCUAAGGCGAACGGGUGGGGUGGUGUGGUGAAGCCUAGUGUGAAGAGGGGGAGGGAUGUGGUUGCGGCGUUAAGAAAUCAGUCGAGGCAGGCGGUUAGGGAGAGGGAGUAUAAUCUGGGUCAGAAGAGGACUUUUACGACUGUACCACCCCCGGGAACGAAGGGCAAGGUGCAGGCGGCGCCGGAGUGGAUGGUGCAGGAGUUGAAGAAGCCGGCACUUGCUAAGCCAGUGCCGGCGGCGGGUGAGGGUGUGAGGAGGGAGAAGAUUGCGGUGCCCAGGGUGUUUACGGCAUCCAAAGGACACAGCAGGGUGGAUGCCGCGUUGAGUAAAGCGGAGGGUCAGAGCAAUGCGGAGAAGGAGGCGAGACUAAGGGCACUGACUCAAGCGAAGUCGCGGGUCCCAGUGCUUGCAGCUGCUCCGUUAAGCCCACCCAUCAUGUCUGGGCAGGAUCGGAAGGCUGAGGAGCUGAAUGAGCCGGAGCAACUUCCGGGUGUUGGCAGGCUCGGCAUUGAGCCGACCGGAGAGCGGCGACCGAGUCAUGCACCUACAACCGCAACGCAGGCGAUGAGAAAGCGGGCGGCACCGGCGGCCUCACCCUUCAUGCCGGCUAAGAGGAAAAGGGGCUGA
Baudoinia panamericana UAMH 10762 is the source of this 1077-nucleotide messenger RNA. RefSeq lists its product as uncharacterized. Gene Ontology annotation, biological process: transcription elongation by RNA polymerase II. Lineage: Eukaryota; Fungi; Ascomycota; Dothideomycetes; Mycosphaerellales; Teratosphaeriaceae. Gene Ontology annotation, cellular component: nucleus; elongin complex. The transcript has a single exon. The coding region runs from base 1 to 1077 and encodes 358 amino acids. The record is from RefSeq and is a predicted model, not a curated record.